Rhipicephalus sanguineus (brown dog tick) is the source of this 1855-nucleotide messenger RNA. RefSeq lists its product as uncharacterized. Lineage: Eukaryota; Metazoa; Arthropoda; Arachnida; Ixodida; Ixodidae. The transcript has 3 exons. The record is from RefSeq and is a predicted model, not a curated record. Bases 991 to 1365 code for a protein of 124 amino acids.
CUCGGAGAAAGUGGUCGUGUCUGUGCUCCGCGAGUAUGGGUCCCCGAAAGCAAUAUUUGGGGCCCAUAAACAGUGGUCCUCGCCUUCCGAAAUCAACGAGAACUUACCUGCAAAGAUGUGCGUAUGCGCGAGGCACCAAUGACAACUAAAGCGGCAUCGACGCUGUACCGGCCGCAACGCCAGAUGUGCCUUGUGGAGACGGCGGCUAUGUGGACAAUGUGGACAACGUGGACGCUGAGGAAAUGCCGGAAGAUGACAACUGUGGACCCGAAACUAACGCGGCUAUCUCUGAAGAACCUGUGCAAAGUGGCAGUGAACAAUCGGCUCAGGACGUGCUGUUGAUGGUACUGAACUUUGCGCUGGAGUGUCUUGGAAGGCAGUUGAAGCUCUGCAGAGACUCAUUGUACGUAUCCUCGACAGGCACGACGUUCCGACGUCAAAAUAUAUGUUCAAAAAGAAAGUUGGAGUCAGUAACCGGGACGCCCGGUUCCAUUUCUACUGUGCGCCUUGCAUAAGUUCACUCGCAGAGAAGUCGGGCGAUCUGCAGCAACGAAAUAACUUUCAGGCCAGCUGCUCAACUUGUCACAAGAGUUACAGUGGACGGACGUUGGUGCUAGGCGGCAACUUUUUCAUCACCUUGCCGAAUGUCCAGCAGCUUUCUUCCUUGCUCUGCGAUCAAGGUGUCGCGAAUGCUUUAGUUAAAAAGCUGCAAUCUAUCAACGCUCAAGAUCGGGCUAAAGACAGGUUAGCUGACGUGAGCGAAGUCGGCGACAUAACUGAUGGCUCUAUGUACCAAGAAUUGAGACAAGAAUUGGAGGAGGGUGACCUCACGAUAACCUUCAACGCUGAUGGCAGUCCGGUUUUCAAAUCCUCCAAACUUUCUAUUUGGCCGAUCCAGAUUUCUCUGAACGAGCUACCACCACAGUUGAGGUGCAAAAACAUUAUAAUCAGUGCGUUGUGGUAUGGCCAAUAUGAUUCUACUAUCCCGAUAUGAUUCUACUUCUCGAAAGAUUUGUGCAGCAAUUCAGAGAUAUCACUGCCAACCUAGGUGUGACUUGGAUGGCUGGCACCAGAACAAUGCAUUCGAAGGUGUACUGCCUCAGCUGUUGUGCUGAUGCUCCGGCCCGAGCACUGCUGCAAAAUUUCACGCAGUAUAAUGGCUAUUAUGGCUGUGGGUGGUGCCUCCAAGAAGGAAAAACCGUGGAUGGGACUAUCAAGUACCCAAUGGAUCUGACUGUCAAGCGUGAAAGAAAUGCAGAAAAGACGGAACAACACAUGAAGAAGGCAUCUCGUCUACGCCAAGUAUACAAAUGCGUGAAAGGCCCGACACCUCUCAUUAACCUGCCACACUUCGAUGUUAUUUAGGGUUUCACCCCAGAUUACAUGCAUUGUGUACUUUUGGGUGUGGCGGCAUUUCACAGAGCUGUGGCUGUCCGCUGUGAAUGAGCCAUAUUAAUUUGGCUCGCCUCAAGUUUUUGCUGUCAUUGAUAGCGCCUUUGUGCAACUAAACCCCAUCAAUCAGUGUCACGCCUACCUCGCUCUCUUUCAGUGCGAAAAUAUUGGAAAGCUAGUGAAUGGCAGCAGUGGCUGUUGUACUGUUCGCUACCAUGUCUUGAGGGGCUCUUGCCAGCACGGUUCUUGAAGCAUUUUUCACUUCUUGUACAAGGCAUUGCACUGUUACUGCAAGACACAGUGAGCACAGAUGAGAUUACUGCCAGCACGAAUUGCCUUGCACGGUUUGUAGUAGAUGUGCAGUUUCUAUACGGCGUUAAGCACAUGACCUACAACGUCCAUCAGUUACUGCACAUUUCAAAAAGUGUGGUCCUGCAAGGUCCCCUCUGGGCACAUUCCUGCU